Exaiptasia diaphana is the source of this 1102-nucleotide messenger RNA. RefSeq names its product torsin-1A. The record is from RefSeq and is a predicted model, not a curated record. Lineage: Eukaryota; Metazoa; Cnidaria; Anthozoa; Actiniaria; Aiptasiidae. Gene Ontology annotation, molecular function: ATP hydrolysis activity; ATP binding. The transcript has a single exon. Bases 1 to 993 code for a protein of 330 amino acids. Gene Ontology annotation, cellular component: endoplasmic reticulum.
AUGGCUAAAUUUUGGCUGCAAUCUUUUUUAUUUUAUCUAGUUUUUACUGCCGUAAAUACUCUUCCAUUCGCUGUAAUACCGAUUGGAGUUGGACUAGGAGGAAUUGCGCUGUAUAAAGCUUUGAAUUGUCGUUUUUCYGAAUGUUGCACAGAGAAGUGGGUCAAACCGAACAUAUCCGGACUUCAACAUGACCUCGAAAAUCGUCUUUUYGGACAACAUUUAGUCACAAAUAUAGUCUACAAAGCUGUUAAAGGACAUCUCACCAACGAUAAACCACAGAAAGCGCUUGCUCUAUCCUUCAAUGGAUGGACUGGUAGCGGAAAGAACUUUGUCAGCAAAAUCAUUGGAGAAAAUCUUUACAAGAAAGGAAUGGAUAGCAAGUUUGUGCACUUACUAAUUGCAACUCACCACUUCCCCCACAAAGAGGAAAUAAACAGCUACAAAACUUUGCUAAAGAGAUGGGUWAUUGGGAAUAUCACAAAGUGYSCCAGAUCUCUGUUUAUAUUUGACGAGAUGGAUAAGAUGCCWGAAGGUCUAGUKGAUGUUCUAAAACCCUUCUUAGACCACUACCCUGAGGUUGAAGGGGUAGAUUGYAGGAAAUCAAUGUUYAUGUUCUUAAGUAAYACUGGUGCUAAGCUCAUUAAUAUGGAAGUACUGGAAAACUGGCGUAAAGGGAGAGAUCGGAGUAAAUUAACCAUCAAACAGAUGGACAAAAUCAUUAAUUAUGGCGCUUUCAAUGAAAAAGGUGGUUUCUGGCACACAACUCUGAUUGAAAAACAUUUGAUUGACUAUUUCAUACCUUUCCUUCCACUAGAAAGAUCACAUGUUAAAAAAUGUGCUGAAGUUGAUCUUGCUGAAAAGAAGAUUCCGAUAAGUGAACAAACUUUAAAUAAGAUUGCUGAUGAAAUGCUGUAYUUUCCUGAUGACUCUAAAGUAUUUUCUAAAUCUGGCUGCAAAAAAGUUUCCUCUAAAGUAGACAUUGUGAUUGGCUGAUGUAUAUAAAUAUCCACCAAACUUUUACAAUCCAGCAUUCUGAUUGGCUACUUCACAAGGGUGUUUAUAGGCCAUGGUUGCAUGGAAUGAAAUUGAAAAUUCAAAAAAA